Molecule: messenger RNA, 3102 nt
Organism: Gregarina niphandrodes
Lineage: Eukaryota; Apicomplexa; Conoidasida; Eugregarinorida; Gregarinidae
Exons: 2
Coding region: 1-3102 (1033 amino acids)
Source: RefSeq, a predicted model, not a curated record
AUGCUUGGUGAGUGCUUGGAGUUUUAUUCCAGGCUUCUUAUUCAAGAAGAGUAUUUAAUAGAUGACGUCGGGAGAGCAAGCUUGUGGCCACUGGUUCAUGUUCGAUUAUCCAAGUAUUUACGAAAUGGCGGCGGGCGGGAUGGCAGCUUGCGAAACGGCAGUUUAAUAGACGGACUGGAGGAAUGCGUGACGGCAAAGGAGUAUACUGGAUUGAGCGCGGGCGAGGUCUGUACACUAUUAACUGCCAAUGGCAGGUUUGAUUGGGAGCUUACAACAAAGUGGUUUGUCUGUGUACAGAUGCUGAUGGAUUCCAUUUUUAUGGGAACGCCUGCUCCGGAAGAUCUAGAAUCAGUAGAGGAUAGUUAUUCCUUAUGCCGUGUGAGAGUGCCUCCAGAUCAAGCCCAGGAUGAUGCAGGUGGGUGGCAUGCGAAUGGGUGGUAUGCCGAAGAGAGUACCCAAGCUUGGCUGGUGCCGGCCCUAUCUUUGAUCGGCAGAAUAGAGGUUGGGGAUUUGGCGGUGGUCGAGCACCUGUCUGUUCUCUGUCUAGACAUGUCGCUGCAGGCUGUUAAGAUGUGGAGCACCUGCAAGUGGAUUGAUGGCAUGCAUGCUGCAGGUGACCUUCUUAUACUUGUCUCGAUUUGUGUUGGAAGCUUUUGCGGGCAUUCAUUACCGGAUAUAUCCGAUGAAGCAGCAUCUGUAGCCGAGAAACGACUGAACGUAAUUUUACGACGGGUGGAGAUGAAUGAGGAUGUGGAAUUUGCAGAGGAUAUUCGGAAGGGCAUUCCGCUGGUCUUGUAUUUGUUCAAUUCUCGCGAUUAUUUUGAGUUGCCCUUCCUACAGCGGUUGGAAUUAUUGAUGGACGUAGGUGCACCGCGUAUUCCCAUGGCUGUUUCUGUGCCGUCUGGUGUGUUAGCCGAAGUCCAGCAAUUUGUUCAGUCUGCAGGGCUGUCCUGGCAGAGUCGUUACGAGUCGUUGGUCCGGAUUCAGUGUCGCGUGGAAUUUUUCGAGCGUCGGCGAAAAUGUUUUUCAUUUGAAGAGACGGUGGAAAUACUGGAGAUCCUGUUUGCCUGGCUGACUGAGGAACUUAAGACAGACGCCUCCUGGAUCAAUGAGACGCGCAAGUCUUGUCGUGGUAGAGUGGUUGAGGUCUUGGUCAGAUUAUUGGAGGCAGCGAAUAGCUGCAUAGGGCAGAGGAGACCAAGCGUCGGCGACAAGUGGGAGAUUCCAUUGUACAACAUGCAGCCCCAGCUACUCCUGGCGAACGAGGAUAUGGUGGUUGAAUUGUUCGGUUUGCUUUGUCGUACGUGGGCCUUUGAGAUUUCAGCCACCUCCGACAUCUAUAUGGUAAGCCCCAUGAAACGUGUUGACUACCAAGUGGCAGACCAUAAUAAGUCGCAUGACCUCGUGUACGCUGCCGAGGACUACGUAGACUUAAUUGCCACCCUGGCGCAAACUGUCGGGUCCGAGGUCAUGCCCCUGGCGCGAGACCGAAGAAGCGAAAUGGAAGACCUGCUAGAACAACUGGUUGUUGUCAGCUACUCUGGCAUCUCCCAAGGACUACCGUUGUUUUUAGACGAUUCUAUUUCCCAACCGCCUCGCGACUACACCAGACCAGGUCUGUCUCGGAGACGCAAAGCAGCGCUCAGUUACCUCGAGGCUGCCUCCUCUUCAGAGACCCUUGAGAAACUGGGAGCAACAGUCGGCUAUGCAGAGACAUACCGUAAGACCAAUCUAGGCUUCAUGCCUCACCAUAUUUCUGACAAACUUACCCAGUCACUAUUUUGCCUCGUUGACCGAGGACAUGUCUCGGCCUGCCGGCUUCUUAGCCAAGUGAAAACCCAGGCCAACUACGAGAUCUUAAUGUCCGCUGUGCGAUACUGGCUGGAGUUGCAGCUGACUCAAGUCUCAACAAAUCUUUUAUACAACUGGGUAGCCCUCUGCCUAAAGCAUAAUCCCACUGACUUGUUAUCCGAGCAUGCUCACUUAUCGGAACGUGUUAACACGCUGGAGCAUUCGAGGUGCGCAAAGAUUGUGUCUCAUGAAGAAAAAAAUUCAAGCCCGUCGUCGUGGUCGUCUGUUACAGGUCCAUCUGUUACAGGUUCAGGAAGUAAAUCCAUUACACCUACGGCUAAGGAAGCUAUGGUUAAGGAAGCUAUGGUUAAGGAAGCAAUGGUUAAGGAAGCAAUGGCUAAGGAAGCAAUGGCUAAGGGAGAUAUGUCAAUAAUAGAAGAAGAUAUAUCAGUUACCAGAAGCGACUCGGCUAAAGCCAAAUGGUUCGCGACUCCUGAAGAAAAGGGUCAUCCUCGCAGACUCGAGAGCAAAGGAGUAAAAGGUCGGCUGGCGCUUCCUGUUGUUCUGCUUCAAGACAUAUGUGCAUCGUUGGAUUGUGUGAAGCUAGCUAUUGACUUAAACCCGGAGUUUGAUAUGCUAAGUCCCUGGAAUGAGUUCCGGCAGAUUCUGAUUAAAGUGAUUUCGCAGAUAGACGCCAUCCACGAGCUGUGUCCGGGAGCAGGAUUACUCACCCCGGCUUUACGUGCAGUGCUUACCAGCUCGGUCGACUUGAUGAGGAAUCCCCAGCUUCCGUUUCACAGGUGUCUCGGUGUGGAUGCUCCAGACGUUGUGGGUGGUCAGGAAAGCGAGGAUGAUUAUGAAGAAGAUCUGAGCCGCCAGGAGAAGUCUGGGAACAAUGAGAACUAUCCGGACCAAAAUUUUCAAGACGUGGAUUGUCGUCACGUGGACUGUCAGGACGAGCGCUACCAGGGAGGUAGAGCGGAUGGUAGUGGCGAUGAGAAGUGGAACGCGGCAGUUGGAAUAGAGAGGUCUGUCAAGGUCAGAUCUGGAACAGAGGAGCUUGACAUGUUGGAAGCCAUGGUGAAGGGUCUGGUGGAUCCGGACUUUGAGCACGAAGAGGAGGACGGGGAUGAGAGCGGCGACGUGAGUCCCGCGGUUCAGUCCAUUCUGGACUUUGUCGAUUGCGACCACAGCGACCCCUACGCCGUGCGUCCCAACCGACGAGGACGCUUGUUGGGUAGUGGGCUGCAUGAAGAUCUACUGCAAUAUGUUAAAGGCUAUUUCUGGGAUGACCGACUCGAAGGAGAUUAA